This is a messenger RNA of Hypanus sabinus (Atlantic stingray), 2730 nucleotides long. RefSeq names its product calsenilin-like. Bases 351 to 926 code for a protein of 191 amino acids. Gene Ontology annotation, molecular function: RNA polymerase II cis-regulatory region sequence-specific DNA binding; DNA-binding transcription repressor activity, RNA polymerase II-specific; potassium channel regulator activity. Gene Ontology annotation, cellular component: voltage-gated potassium channel complex; nucleus. The transcript has 8 exons. NCBI's taxonomy places the organism in Eukaryota, Metazoa, Chordata, Chondrichthyes, Myliobatiformes, Dasyatidae. Gene Ontology annotation, biological process: negative regulation of transcription by RNA polymerase II; regulation of potassium ion transmembrane transport. The record is from RefSeq and is a predicted model, not a curated record.
CAGCGCAGGGGCUGGGACCUACACCCACUUUCCAGUGCUCCCUCCCCUGCGGACUGAUGCCAAAGGCUGUCCCUCCAGCCGGCGGCAGAGAGAGCACGAUGUGGCAACCUCUCGGCCCCUCUCUCGCUGCUCUCCGCUGACCGCGUCCCGCAGGAGCCUGGUCCCUGGGACACACUCUCUCACACACACCCACACACACACCCCACACCAGCCGGGCCCCAGCGAGUGGGGAGCUCGCCACACCAUGGAGUUUAUUGCGGUGGCGGUGGUGAUCGUCCUCUUCAUCGGAGUUCUCAAGCAGUUUGGAAUUCUGGAGCCUAUGUCUGUGGAAGACGACAGUGACAUCGAGGAUGAGCUGUCGACGGUGCGCCAUCAACCAGAGGGUCUUGAAGAACUACAAGCACGAACCAAGUUCUCCAGGAAAGAACUCCAGUCUCUGUACAGGGGCUUCAAGAACGUGCGAGUGUCCCAGUGGCAUGGUUGAUGAACAAACUUUUAAAGCAAUUUAUUCCCAGUUCUUCCCACAGGGAGAUGUUACAACGUAUGCGCAUUUUCUGUUUAAUGCGUUCGACACAGACAAGAGCGGAGCGAUUCGAUUUGAGGACUUUGUCAUUGGUCUGUCGGUGUUACUGCGGGGAACUGUGAACGAGAAGCUGAUCUGGGCCUUUAACCUGUAUGACAUCAACAACGACGGCUACAUCACGAAGGAGGAGAUGUUGGUUAUUGUUCAGUCGAUCUACAGCAUGAUGGGCAGAUACACAUACCCCGUCAUACAUCAAGACACCCCCUAUGAGCACGUGGAAAAGUUCUUUCAGAAGAUGGACAGAAACCAAGAUGGAGUGGUAACGAUUGAAGAAUUCCUGGAGACCUGCCAGAAGGAUGAAAACAUUAUGCACUCAAUGCAACUCUUUGAAAACAUUAUUUAAAAGCAUUGAACCCUGUGUUGAACUGAGGCACCACACACACACAGGAUCCUUAUAUAUAGUUUCACAUCUUUGUAAUCCAGAUCACUGAGGAUGCUAGUUCCUCUACAAAACUUUUUUUUUAAAAAAAGACGUUCGAUUAACAGUAAGGAAUAAUUAUUUCUUUGCACCUCGAUUCUUUUCUCAACAAGUCUGACCGAGCAAAGUUCUGCUCCUCUAUGGUAAGAAGAUAUUUUUCCAAUGGAAAUAAUGCUAUUCCCUCUGAGAUCCUGAAUCUGAGAGAUUCAAAACUUUUCAAAGGAAUGAGAUGGAAUGAAGAGGAUUUGUGCUCGACGGGAAAUGUAUCUCACUGUCCUAUCGCUGCCUUAUGGGAAAAGUGGAGUGAGAGGCGGAACCGUCGUGUUAAACCAUAGCUCACCAGAGGCUCGUCCAAAUGGAAGCUACUGGAAAUUCUUAAGCAUUGAAAUAACUUCCAGCCCUACAUAAGGUUCAUUUCCAUCAGGUUUAAUGCCUGAUUAAUUAUCUGCUGUUUUGUGCCACUUUGAGAAGCUUCCAGCUGGAAAAGGAAAGAAUUUAAAGAUAACUUUCAGAUCAUAGUUUCCAGUUCUGUAAUUUUAUUUGCAUUUUACUUUGGUCUUGAUUAAAGGGGGUUAAACGGUCUCUGUUUACACUGCUAUGUUGUCACUGGUUGGACAUGUGCAGACAGCAUUGUUAAAAAGUUCCAUGUUUCUGAACUCUCAGAACUUGCCACACUGGCGAUCCAGACUCAGAGGCACAGGAGACUGCAGGAGCAAGACACCAGGUGCUGGAAGAACCCUGUGGGUCAGUGUACUCACCCGGGUCAGGAUGAAUGGUCGACUGUCCGUUUCCCUCUACAGAUGCUUCCUGACUUGCUGAGUCCCUCCAGCAGUUUGUGUGUUGACAAAAUACCAGACUAAACCUGGGGGAGAGAUUGAUUUUAGAUGAGAGUCCAGGUAACUCCACCGACCUCUGCUGUCCAAGAUGCACUUUUGGACACACACGCGCACACACACACACACUCACACGCACACAGACACACACACACACAGACACACACACACACGCUCAGUGAUAUACACAUGCACUCACACCCAUACAUGCAUGUCCAGUUGCUGAAAAAAGGGUUUGUUUCAGUAUCAAGAAUUUACAGAUCCAAAGUACAUUUAUUAUCAGAGUGCAGUAUUCAACCCUGAGACUCAACUUCAUCACAGACAGCCACGAAUUCAAAGAAAAACAUCAAACACUUAACGUGGGAAGAAAGGAACAAACCACACAAACGGCAAAAAAUAUGCAGAAAACGCAGAACCCAGAAAGUCAUUGAAACAAUUAUAAGUUAAGCAGGGGGUUAAAGGCUUUACCUGAUUGCGGUUUUAAGUUAUUAACAGAGAACUAUUAUGGUGGCAAGGGGGGAAUCGGGAAUCUAGGAUUGGUACAUCAUCUGAAGAUUAGACAGGAUUUAAGUUCAGAAAGGAGACACGAGAAACUACAGAUAAUGGAAUCUAGAACGACACACAAUCUGCUGGAGGAACUCAGUGGGUUCAGCCCCAUCUGGGCAAGAUGGUGAUGGAAUGUUGUAACUUGUUGCAAGCUGCCCUCUGCUAAUUCUAAUUCUAUUAUAAUCAUUCUGCUCUUUUAAAGCUGAAUUCUACUGUACGUCUCUACUCUUGAUUCUGCAUUCUGUUAUUUUGUACUACCUCAAUGUAUUUAUGCGUGGAUGGCAUGCAAAACAAAGUUUUUCACUCUACCUCGGUACACGUGACAAUAAUAAAAACCAACUGUCUGGGAA